AAAAAAGGGUAUUUGCCCUAUUUUCGAUUUUUCUGCUUCUUUAUUCUUCUUCUUCCACGAGUCCCGACCGACCCUACCCAAUCAAAAUUAUUUCCCAAGUCACCCGCUCCAUAGUUCUCUGAUAUUUUCCUUUUAUUAUUUUCCCUCCAUUUUUUUUUUUUCACAAAAACCCUUCCCGACCUGUGGUCCCAAAUCUAAAACCUCAUCAUCCGAUAUCCAUCACCAUCACUCCGUUUCCCCCUUGUCUUUGCAUAAAUCGCUGGAACUCCCUCCGCCUCAUCUUCAUUUUCACAACCACGGCACGUUUAAUUGCUGCCCUCAUGGAGAGAGCGGCGGUGCUUCAUCGCCCACUCUCUCCCGGCGCCGGCGCCGGCGCCAGGAUGUUUACCCGUUCAAUUCACCGCCAACCUCGUCUCCUCCCACAGCACCGUUCGAUUGUCCCCAAGUUCAAUCGCGGUUCACCUCUCUUACUCCGCCAACACCUCCCGGUGCUCUCCACUCUAUCGUAUUCUUCUCGCCACUUCAGAACCGGUUUCAGCUCCUUCUCAGUUAGAGCUAUUGCUACCUCAUCCACCCAGCCGUCUCCCGAGGUUCUCGGUGCUGAUGAUGAAGUCGCGGCGAAGCUAGGUUUUGAUGUGGUUUCAGAGCAAUUCAUUGAAGAGUGUAAGUCUCGGGCGGUUUUGUACAAGCAUAGAAAGACUGGAGCUGAAAUUAUGUCGGUUUCCAACGAUGACGAGAAUAAAUGCUUUGGCAUUGUCUUCCGAACUCCUCCGAAAGAUUCUACUGGAAUUCCUCAUAUUUUAGAGCAUAGUGUCUUGUGUGGUUCAAGAAAGUAUCCUCUGAAAGAACCAUUUGUUGAACUACUAAAAGGGAGCUUGCACACUUUUCUCAAUGCAUUUACCUACCCGGAUAGGACAUGCUAUCCAGUUGCAUCCACGAAUGCCAAGGAUUUUUAUAACUUGGUGGAUGUGUAUUUGGAUGCUGUCUUCUUCCCUAAAUGUGUGGAGGACUUCCAAACAUUUCAACAAGAGGGUUGGCAUUAUGAGCUGAACGACCCUUCAGAGGAUAUCACCUAUAAAGGUGUCGUGUUCAAUGAAAUGAAAGGUGUUUAUUCCCAGCCUGAUAGCAUAUUGGGCCGGACUUCCCAGCAGGCUCUCUUUCCUGACAAUACAUAUGGUGUUGAUAGUGGUGGUGACCCACAAGUUAUUCCCAAACUUACUUUUGAAGAGUUUAAGGAUUUUCAUCGUAAAUAUUACCACCCCAGCAACGCCAAGAUAUGGUUCUAUGGAGAUGACGACCCAACAGAGCGUCUUCGUAUUCUAAGUGAAUAUCUGGAUCUGUUUGAUGCAAGUUCUGCUCCCCAGGAAUCAGUAGUUAAACCACAGAAGCUUUUCUCUGAGCCAGUUAGGGUUGUUGAGAAAUAUCCUGCUGCUGAAGGUGAUGACUUGCAGAAGAAACAUAUGGUAUGUCUUAAUUGGCUGCUCUCUGAAAAGCCGCUGGACUUGGAAACUGAGCUUGCCAUGGGGUUUUUGGAUCAUCUUCUAAUUGGCACUCCAGCCUCUCCCUUGAGGAAAAUUUUACUGGAAAGUGGCUUAGGAGAAGCUCUUGUUGGGGGUGGGAUUGAAGAUGAGCUUCUCCAGCCUCAGUUUAGUAUCGGAUUGAAGGGUGUCAAGGAAGAAGAUAUUCCAAAGGUGGAAGAACUGGUCAUGAAAACUUUACAAAAAUUAGCUGAAGAUGGUUUUGAUUCAGAUGCUGUUGAGGCAUCCAUGAAUACAAUAGAGUUCUCGCUCAGAGAAAAUAAUACUGGCUCUUUUCCGCGUGGCUUAGCGUUGAUGCUUCGUGCUGUUGGAAAAUGGAUUUAUGAUAUGGAUCCUUUUGAGCCACUGAAGUAUCAGAAACCUCUGAUGGACUUGAAAGCAAGAAUUGCAGAGGAAGGGUCCAAAGCAGUCUUUUCUCCUUUAAUUGAAAAGUACAUAUUGAGAAAUGCGCACUGUGUGGCUGUUGAAAUGCAGCCCGACCCAGAAAAAGCUUCACGUGAUGAAGAAGCUGAGAAGGAAACCUUGAAGAAAGUGAAAGCCAGCAUGACUCAGGAGGAUCUUGCUGAGCUGGCACGGGCGACGCAGGAGCUGCGGUUGAAGCAGGAAACUCCUGACCCGCCUGAAGCUCUGAAAAGUGUACCAAGCCUGUCUCUGCAAGAUAUCCCAAAAAAACCCUCAUAUGUUCCUAUUGAGGUUGGAAAUGUGAAUGGAGUAAAAGUUCUGCAGCAUGAUCUCUUCACAAAUGACGUCCUUUACGCAGAAGUUGUCUUUGACAUGAGCUCAUUAAAGCCGGAGCUCCUUCCUUUGGUACCUCUUUUCUGUCAGUCACUCAAGGAGAUGGGCACGAAGGAUAUGGACUUCGUUCAAUUAAACCAGCUGAUUGGACAAAAAACCGGAGGAAUUUCAGUGUAUCCCUUUACAUCAUCAGUGCGGGGAAAGGAGGAUCCUUGUAGCCACAUGAUUGUUCGUGGAAAAGCCAUGGCCUCACGAACUGAUGACCUGUUUAACUUGAUGAAUAGUAUCCUUCUGGAUGUCCAGCUGACUGACCAAAAGCGAUUCAAGCAAUUUGUUUCUCAAAGUAAAGCGAGAAUGGAGAAUCGUCUAAGAGGCAGUGGACAUGGCAUAGCUGCUUCCAGGAUGGAUGCCAAGCUUAAUAUUGCAGGAUCAAUAUCAGAACAAAUGGGUGGUUUAAGCUACCUUGAGUUCCUGCGAGAUCUCGAGGAGAAAAUUGACAAUGCAUGGCCUGAAAUUGCAUCAUCACUUGAGGAAAUCCGGAGGUCAUUGUUCUCGAAGGACCGUUGCCUAAUAAACCUUACUGCUGAUGGUAAAAAUCUCAUGGGCGCUGAGAAACAUAUCAGCAAAUUUCUGGACGUGCUUCCUCCCUCUUCACAAGUGCAAUCAUUCUCUCACCAAUCGCGUCUUCCUUUAACUAAUGAAGCAAUUGUGAUACCUACUCAGGUGAAUUAUGUAGGAAAGGCUGCAAAUCUCUUUGAUUUUGGGUAUCAGGUUAAAGGAAGUUCUUAUGUGAUCUCCAAAUACAUCAGCAACACCUGGUUGUGGGACCGUGUCCGAGUUAGUGGAGGAGCAUAUGGAGGAUUUUGUGAUUUUGACACACACUCUGGAGUAUUUUCGUUCCUGUCUUACCGGGACCCAAAUUUGUUGAAGACAAUUGAUGUGUAUGAUGGAACUAGUGACUUUCUAAGACAGCUAGAAUUGGAUGAUGAUAGUCUAACCAAGGCAAUCAUUGGGACCAUAGGAGAUGUGGAUGCUUACCAGCUACCUGAUGCGAAGGGUUACAGUAGGUAAGUUCAUUGAAGGUGCUUUCUGUGGCUGAAAGGGUCUAGUGGUUGGAAAUUUAACGUCUCUGAUAAUGUUUUCCUAUAUAAGAAUAAUUAUAUUAGCAGAAUGUUUUGAAAAGGAAAGUGGACGACGACAAUAUCUUUGCUCUUUUGAUCUUGCAGAGUGAUGACUCCUAAAAUUUUCUGAUAUGUUUGAACUGCAAAAUCUGGCAUCAUGCUUUUUUAUUUUUUUGUCCCAUUGUUCCUAAGAUAUUUGGGCCCCUUUUCUUUCUUUGGUUAGCUUUGUUAUUUGAGAUAUUUUUGUUGCUUUCAGUUUGUUACGGCAUUUACUCGGAAUUACGGAAGAAGAAAGACAACAGAGACGAGAGGAGAUCUUAUCCACCAGGUGAAGUUCAAUCUUUCUGAUAGUUUAAAUUAAUUGAUCAGAGUGAAGGAAACUUCAACUGUGUGUGUGGGUGAUUUAGAACCAUGUUACCACUCAAUUUUGUGGCACUUCUCCUGAAACUGUUGAUAUUUGUCGUGUUCUGAUGUUCACCCUUAUGGUUGCUAUCUACUGAUGAUUUGAUGUGUUCUUCUCCGAAGGUUGAAUGAUUUCAAGGAAUUCGCGGGUGUAAUUGAGGCUGUUAAAGAUACAGGGGUGGUUGUUGCUGUGGCUUCUCCAGAUGAUGUUGAAGUAGCCAACCAGGAGCGUCCAGCCUUUUUUGAAGUUAAGAAAGCAUUGUAAGAAACGAAUGUCAUUAGUUACUUCAUCUAAAAACAAUAACGAAAAGGGAUUUACACGGUAGUUUACUCUCUGGGGGGAAGCGACUGCUUCACUUUUGUUCUAUUUCAGUUGGCCGUACCCCAUUACAUUGUAGUUGACAAUGCAAUUGCAACUGUAGAUUUGGCUAUAAUGUUGAAAGUAAUGGAAAUUCGUCCAUUAAAAUUCUUUGCACUUCAAACUUAGGCCUUUUGUGACCAAGUGCUAACUUAUACCUGAUGCUAUAAACUUGUCCCCUGCGAUGGUGAACCUGAUAAAACAAUUGUCAGUUUAUCACACGGAAUGACUCAGGUUCAAUCAUCAGAUUAGUAUCAGAAGCCGGCCACCACACCAGUUUGGCCUGGAAAUGUGGGCACCUUUUUGCCCUGGGGAUGAAACUAAAAGUGGUCGAGAGAAUAAUUUAGGAAACCUGCGGGAAAAAGUGAAAAAAUUGUAGAGGGCAAAUUAGUUGGGCCUCAACUUUGAGAGAAUCAGAGCAAGAUGUCCAUAGAUUGGACAAAUCUUUUUACGUCAGUGUAAUAGACUCUGAGUUCACUGUGAAUAUAUAUAUUCUGAGGAUAAAAAGGGUUGGGUUGUGCAGAACACAAUUUUUGUGUCAUUGUAAACGUAACGUAAGAAUGUUGUCAGUUGUAGCCAUCCUCGGGUGGUUCCAAAAGAGAACAGGCUAGCUUAGCUAUAGCAGCAGCAGAUGGUGAGAUAGAUAAAUGGCAACAAGGAUGUGUCGAAAAGGAGGCGUCAACGUUAUGGCAAAUUGGCUGCUUCUGGUUGUUUGUUCAACAUCUUCCAAACAAGGUAGAGACAGUACCCUCAUUUUGAGGGGGUUUGGGAGGAUUGGACAAUGGUAAAAAAUUUGGCUUUGCUAAUUUUUUUGUGCAAACCAUCAACUUUGCCCCACCAAAAAUGCUUCUCUUGGGUCGCUAUAUUUGCCCUAAUAACUGCCAAACCAAAUGCUUACCACUUUACCAUUCUCUACUACUACUACUACUCUGACACUGCCAGGGGAAUCCAAUGCUCAACAUGAGUUAGCACCACCACAUGCAUGCCCUUUCACUUCUUCUAUUCCUUUCUUAUUUUUUCUUCAUAAACUUUGCAUUCCCUCAACAAAUUUGCAUGCUCCAGAUUUUCCUCGGGAUUGCAGUAGACUUC
Oldenlandia corymbosa var. corymbosa is the source of this 5243-nucleotide messenger RNA. Lineage: Eukaryota; Viridiplantae; Streptophyta; Magnoliopsida; Gentianales; Rubiaceae. The record is from the annotation of a GenBank genome assembly.